Messenger RNA from Sus scrofa (pig), 5469 nucleotides. RefSeq names its product AMMECR nuclear protein 1 (gene AMMECR1). The record is from RefSeq and is a predicted model, not a curated record. Lineage: Eukaryota; Metazoa; Chordata; Mammalia; Artiodactyla; Suidae. Gene Ontology annotation, cellular component: nucleus.
CAGCUCGCCUCACUUAUGGGUCGGAAGCGCUGCGUGGGGGAGACUGUUCCAAGAUGGCGGCGGGUUGCUGCGGGGUGAAGAAGCAGAAACUGUCCAGUUCGCCCCCCUCUGGCUCGGGUGGCGGUGGUGGCGCCUCCUCCUCCUCCCACUGCAGCGGAGAGAGCCACUGCCGAGCCGGGGAGCUGGGACUAGGAGGCGCCGGUACGCGGCUCAACGGGCUAGGAGGUCUAGCCGGAGGAGGUAGCGGCAGCGGCUGUACCCUCUCUCCCCCCCAGGGCUGCGGCGGCGGCGGCGGGGGGAUCUCCCUGUCGCCACCUCCGAGCUGCGGAGUGGGGACCCUACUUUCUACCCCGGCCGCCGCCACCUCUCCCUCGUCCUCCUUGUCCGCCGCCUCGUCCUCAUCGCCCGGCUCCCGGAAGAUGGUGGUGUCAGCGGAGAUGUGCUGCUUUUGCUUCGAUGUGCUCUACUGUCACCUGUACGGAUACCAGCAGCCCCGGACCCCCCGGUUCACCAACGAGCCCUACCCACUGUUUGUAACAUGGAAGAUUGGUCGAGACAAAAGAUUGCGUGGAUGCAUAGGUACUUUUUCUGCCAUGAAUUUGCAUUCAGGACUCAGGGAGUACACACUUACCAGUGCCCUUAAAGAUAGCCGUUUUCCCCCAAUGACAAGGGACGAGCUGCCGCGGCUGUUCUGCUCAGUGUCUCUGCUCACUAACUUCGAAGAUGUCUGUGAUUAUUUGGACUGGGAGGUGGGUGUACAUGGCAUUAGAAUAGAAUUCAUCAAUGAAAAAGGAUCAAAACGCACCGCCACCUACCUACCGGAGGUUGCAAAGGAGCAAGGAUGGGACCAUAUUCAGACCAUAGACUCCUUACUGAGGAAAGGAGGAUACAAAGCUCCGAUUACUAAUGAAUUCAGGAAAACCAUAAAACUGACCAGGUACCGUAGUGAAAAGAUGACCUUGAGCUACGCCGAAUACCUUGCUCAUCGCCAGCAUCACCAUUUCCAAAAUGGCAUUGGGCAUCCCCUUCCGCCGUACAACCAUUAUUCCUGACACUGAGCCGCACAGCCAGUCACUGGGCCUCUCUGCAGACCUCUUCCCAGGAGACCCUACCCCUUCUUGGUCUAGCUAUCUCUUUUACUGUACCAUUUUAUGAUGAUAGUUUCCGUUGCCAUGGUGAAGCUUCGACAUCGUCAGUUAAGAUCAUCAUGGUAACGGGUAGGAAAGUGGCAUUUACUAAGAAGAUCCUGUUUUAUUAUUUUAGAUCAUUGAUUUUUUUUUUUUUUGCAGCAUAUAUGAAUUUUGGGGUUUUCGUACCUUACAACCUUAUAUAGAAUUUUGCUUUGCUAUAUCUCAGUCAGGUUUAUCUUUCUGUCCUCCUUUGCCUGCCUUCCUGUCUCCUUUCCUUCCUUCCUUCCUUCCUUCUCUUCCUUCCUUCUUUUGACUGUGGAUGGAAGACAUUGUGCAGUUUUUAAGGAUUUCAUUUAGGUGUUUCUUUAGUUUUUUUCCUCAGUAAGACAGAUCAUUUUUGAUAGCUGUGUUUGGGAGUAAUUCAUAUCAGAUUCAGGUAUUUGUAUAUUACUCUUGAAUUUGUCUAAAAUUCAUUUUGCUACGAGAGCUGAGUAUGUGGGUCUUUCACUCCCUAAGUAUAUGUUUCUCCCAUGGAUAAAAUAGAUGAACUUUGCGUUCUAGUAUAGAACAUUCGAAGGUCCAAGACAGGACUUGUCACAGAGAGUGAGAAAUCAUUUAUGCCUAUCGUGCUGGGUAUCAUAGGAAAAACUGCCUCAUCACUUUAUAGAAUCAACUUACAACCUAAAACACUGUUUUAAGGAAGUACAAGCUACCUUUGAAAUAUGCUACAGAAAUCAUUUCGAAAAGCAGCGAAUAUCAGGAAGAGAACAGAUACAGAACUUUAGUGCCUUUGAGAAACUAUAAUUAAGUGGAAUUAAGAGGGAUUAGAAAAAAGGCAAUUUAGAGAAAUAUUCUUGUAAAAUUGUAUUGUUUCUAUAUAUGAAACAGCAGAUUAGACAAAUUGCUUACUCUUAAGUAUUUUUUUAAGCUGGAAAAAUUUAUUUUGAGCAAAUAACCAAAAAGAGACAUUUGUCUAUUAUAUAUUAACUUAAAUUUGUUAGCUUUAGGUUUCAGUAAGUCAGUCAUGAUUGGCCAGAGACAAUUGUAGCUGCCAUUUCAAGAAAUGGCAAAGCUAAUCUAGUGAAACAAAAGUUCAUUCAUGCCGUGCUUUCAGACAUGUUUGUCAUGGGGACAACACUGGAGUUUUAGAAAUACUAUAAAAUCGCUUGAAUCUCUUUCUGCACUACAUAUUUUAGAUAGAAACACAUUUACUAUAUUGAUAAGAUGUUAUGUUACACCUAUGAAAAUGGAUUGGCAUUUAGAUAUAUACCAUAUAGUACAGUUGUUGGAGCCCAGCUCAUUUGCAGGGCGAGUUUUCCCGUGACGCAUACAUACAAAGAGAACUUCCUAUUGUCAGCAGGAGGUCUGUAUGUAUAUCCCCAGGGAAAACGAUGGAUUCUGGAGAAAGAUUACCUUCAUUUUAUGGUAGUGAAUAUGUGUGUGUGUGUGUGUGUGUGUGUGUGUGUGUGUGGCGUGCGUGCGUAUGCAGUAUGUGUGUAAGAAAAUUUUUUUCAAACAGGAAACAAAUAUAUCAAGUGAUGAAUAUAUGUAUGGAGCAGAAUAUAUGGUCUAAAACUAUGAGAUGUCACUGAAUAUCAAUAUGGCAUAGCUUAUGCAUGUAGUUGCUGUGACAGGUGACAGACUGCUAGUUCAGAAUUUGAAAACCCUUUUCUAGUUUGUGUGAUUAAUGGGCUGAAUUCCUUCUGCUUGUCCUUGCGGGAAAGCAAACUGCUUGUGUUUUUCGAUGAGAGUUCUUAGGAGUGUCUUGAUAUUCCUUCAUCCACAGCAUCUGUUGUUGAAAUAACCAUUUUCAGUUGUGAUGCCUUAACUAAGAAGCCAAUUGUUAGCCUGAAAUGGAAUCUCAGUAGCCAGUUCCAUUGAACCUAGACAUGAGUCAGAGAAAGCUAGCUGUUGGGCUUUAGAAAGGGAUUUUUGAGUCCUUUCAUUUCUACUUGGGAGCAUUUUGGAGCAGAUUAGUCUUUUAGUAUGAAAACAAGUGGCUACCUGAUGGACAUUUUUUUCUUGCCCUUAUAGGGAAACUGAGCACAAGCUGAAUGAUAUUGUCUGCUGCAAAAAAAAAAAAAAAAAAAAAAAAAAGAAAAGAAAAAAGAAAAAAAAAAGGUAAAUAAAACAAGCAAACUGAAGAGAGACAAAAUAGACCAAUAUUGAUCCAUCUUAUCCAUCAUCUCAUCAGUUCCACAGGCUCCUCAUCCUGGGUGAGCUCAUGGUUAGAAGUUCUUUUUUAAAGAAAAGAUCUAUUACAUACAUAUAUGUGUGUGUGUAUACGUACACAUACAUACAUACAUGUGUGUGUUUAUGUAUUUAACGGUGCUAAUCAAUCUCGAGCAGGUCACGUGACUGGUCAUGCGGACUCUAAAAUCAUAUCAGAUUUUUAAAAAAUUCUUGAUAUAUGCAGAUGUUAUACAGAUUUUCUUACCAGUGUAAUAAUGUUAUACUGAAGAAAUAACCAUCCUGCAGGCUUCAGAGGACGAGGUCAGCAAUAUUUCCCACCAUGGCUUGGGGGAAAAGGAUAGUUUUGUCUCCUUUUGUAUUCAGAUUAAUGCACAGUGCAUUGUUGUGUCUAAGUAGCUGUUGACUAAAAGACUUUGUAGUGUAAAGGGUGUUAUACAAACUUGUAAUGGUGUGCUUCAAACAAUUGCUAGAUCCUUUCACCUUCGUCGUAUAUUAUAAAGCUGUUAAAUAUGUGGUUUGAAUGAACUUUGAACAUGUUGAAAUAUGUAGCAUGUGUUUUUAACUCAGACGAAGAUUCUAAUUGCACAGGUUGUAUUCUAGCCAGUUGUGGUUUAUUUUGUUCAGAAACACAAAUGUGAAUUGCACUCUUAUCACCAGAAUAUUGUAUAAGUUCAGUGAUCUCGAAACAGCUCAGAAGUAAUACUUGAACUUCAGUUGAGUAGCACAAAGUUUACAUAGCCCCCCCUUUUAAAUGUUAAUCAGUUCCAUCUCUGUUUUCUGUUUUCAAAUGCAACUGGGUAUUUUUUCCUCUUGGAAAAUUGUACGUAUUUUUGCUUUGGUAUGUAGCAAAAGGCUUCCAUUUCUGGAAGGGUUUUCUUAUUCUUAAACUAAGGUCAGCCAGGUACCAGAUUCUAAAAGAACAAUUGCCACUCCCCCUCCCCGCAUUAAGUGGCCUUCUGACUGCACGAAACUGUGCUACUGCCCUGCCCACCCCCCCCCCCCGCCCCGUCUCCCUGUCCAGAGAGGCCGGUGUAAUCGAUGGAGGAAGUGCAAGGCUUGCUCUCUACACACCCCCUCGCCCCGCCCCGCUUAAAGCAGUCGUGGGAUUUGCAGUCCAGCUCAUACAGCCCCCGUGCCCAGCACACCGGAAGUUUGUAUACUGGCCUCUUUUCGUGUCUUCAAAUGUGCAGGAAAUGCGCAACUGUCAUCUGGAAUCGGUUCCAUCUCUUCUGUGUGUUAGAUCAAACCAAAGAAGCCCCCAGCCAUGCCCAAAUGCUGCUCCAAAAGCCUGCCUUCCUGUCCUUACAAAAACCUUGCAGGAUUAAAUGUGUUAACUUUUUUAUUUUUGUACAGUUUCUAAGUGAUUUUUGCUAGUGAUGUUAAAUUGAAUUAAGUUUAUUUGAGGGGUGUGAGCACCUCCUCCAUUGAAAUAAACUGGUGACUUUCCUUUUAUUUUUUAAACGCGGAAACCCGUUGUGUGCCUCUCGAUUUAAGGGUUUCUGAUUACAUUAUUCUUACGACCAGCAUUGAUCCUUUAUAUACAAAGAUAUGUUUUCCUUGUUUUUUAUUACUGUUUCAGAAGAAAAUAAACCUUUUAUUUUGCUCUGGACCCAGUAACUGCGCUGGUACAUAGACGCACUGAGAAAACAAACUUUUGUAACCACCUCUGACUGUUUUUGUAUAUGAAAGUUGAUUACUUUUGAAAUAUUUGGAUCUAGUUUCUAAGUUAUUUUAGUGUUUUAUAUGUUCCCGGAAAUUACUUUGAAUCGGUCACCAGCAUAAUGAGUUCUUGGUGAUGCAGCGGUGAGACUUGUAAUGAGCAAAAGCUACCUGGAGUAGCUCUUUUCCCCCCUUUCGUAGGACCCUGUUUUGAUUACAGUAAGACAUCACAGAUUACCUGAAACCCCUUCAAGUAUAACUAGAUCCUCCUUCCUUCCACAUCUAAUUGCUUAAUAGUUUGAAGAAACUAUUGGAAAUGGGCAUUUUAUAUGACAUGUAUGGCUUUAAAAGAUUAAAAAUGAAGAAAAAGAAAAACGAGAAGGUUUAUGUGGGUCUGUAAGGUAUGGCUGUGGAAAGAUAUUGUAGUAGUUUUGACACUAUUGUUAUUACCUUUAAAAUCAUUUACCCAAUAAAAUGUUAAAACUGA